This is a messenger RNA of Miniopterus natalensis, 3339 nucleotides long. NCBI's taxonomy places the organism in Eukaryota, Metazoa, Chordata, Mammalia, Chiroptera, Miniopteridae. The record is from RefSeq and is a predicted model, not a curated record.
CUGCUGCUUGCUCCGGAGGCAGGCUACGCGGUGGCGGCCGAAGCUGGCCGAGGUGGACGCUGGUGCCGGGCUUUGCCCGCUUCUGGAAGCCUUGAAUUUCUUUGGAAAAUUGAUGAUAUUUAUCAUUGUGCCCAUUUUCUACAAUUAAAAGAUGGGUGGAUUAUUUUCUCGAUGGAGGCAAUGGAAAAAAUAUCCUCAGACAAAACCUUCAACUGUAGAAGUUCUGGAAACUAUAGAUAAGGAAAUUCAAGCAUUGGAAGAAUUUAGGGAAAAAAAUCAGAGACUACAAAAAUUAUGGGUUGGAAGAUUAAUUCUCUACUCCUCAAUUCUUUAUCUGUUUACCUGUUUAAUUGUAUACUUGUGGUAUCUUCCUGAUGAACUUACAGCAAGACUUACCAUGACACUCCCGUUUUUUACUUUCCCAUUAAUCAUCUGGUGCAUAAGAACAGUGCUUAUUUUCUUCUUUUCCAAGAGAACAGAAAGAAACAAUGAAGCAUUGGAUGAUUUAAAAUCCCAGAAGAAAAAAAUACUUGAAGAAGUCAUGGAAAAAGAAACUUAUAAAACAGCUAAAUUAAUUCUUGAAAGGUUUGAUCCGGACUCAAAGAAAGUAAAGGAGUUUGAGCCGCCAUCUGCUGGAGCAGCUGUAACUGCAAGACCUGGACAAGAGAUUCGUCAGCGCACUGCAGCUCAAAGAAACCUUUCUCCAACACCAGCAAGGGCUAGCCAGGGCCCUCCUCCACAAGGUCCAGUAUCUCCUGGAUCAGCAAAGGACACUUCAGCCCCUGGUGGACCCCCAGAAAGAUCCGUUACUCCAGCCCUGUCUUCAAAUGUAUUACCAAGACGUCUUGGAUCCCCUGCUACUUCAGUGCCUGGAAUGGGUCUUCAUCCUCCGGGUCCACCUUUAGCAAGACCCAUUCUCCCACGAGAACGAGGUGCUUUGGAUAGAGUUGUUGAAUAUUUAGUUGGUGAUGGUCCACAAAACAGGUAUGCCCUUAUAUGUCAGCAGUGUUUUUCUCAUAAUGGCAUGGCUUUGAAAGAAGAGUUUGAAUACAUUGCUUUUCGGUGUGCCUACUGUUUUUUCUUGAAUCCUGCAAGAAAAACCAGACCUCAGGCUCCAAGACUUCCAGAGUUUAGUUUUGAGAAGAGGCAGGCUGUGGAAGGCUCAAGUUCAGUUGGUCUCUUGUCCUCAGGAAGUGUGAUUUCAUCAGAAAACCAGAUAAGUGAAGGAGGAGCAAUACCCCAGAUGUCUCAUUUUCUGUCUGAAAUCUCCGGAAUGAAGUCUAACUGGCUCAUAAUCAACCCUAAUAAGGUAAUAUUAAUAGGUGAAGACAGAACUUGAGGCAUAGAACUUCAUAGUGCUAGAAACUGAAGCAACACUUGUAUUUAGUCUUUAGAGCAGUAACUUUUUCAUAUUCUCUUCGGAUUUAUUAAAAUGGCUAUGAGCACCUUUUACUUCUUUGGCUUUCCAGAAGACUGAACUUUUCUCCAAGACUCCCCUUUCAACACUAUGAUAUACAGUUAUCAAUUCCAAGCUGGAUUCCUUUAGUAAACGACUGGAACUAUUUCUGAUGAACAGAGAAGCUGCAUUUGUUUUCAACACCGGAGGCAUACCUUUAUGAUUAAAUUAAACUAUUAAGUAAGAUCAUAUCAUCUCAAUCAUCUACUCACUUGUGCUGACAGCCAAUGUAAUUGAGGACUUAGAUUUCUGAUUUUCUAUAUUCUCAUAGAAGAACCCUAAGGUCUGAAAAAAAUUUUUUUCUGCUAUAUAAUUUUUAUAUUUUUUAAGUAUUGGAAUAGCUCCUUGAUGGCAGAAAAAGCUGUAGAAAUUAGGUUGUUGAAUUUACAGAGGGAAUGAAAAAGUAACUUUCUUCCAUCUGAAUUUUUCUUUCAACGAAUAUUAUAAAACCAUUUAUAUGAAUAAUUUAGAAUUAAUAGACACUUUUUAAAAAAUCUGAUGUGAGACUUUGAAAUUAAGUUUUAUCUUGAUUCUGCUACUGGAAGAUUUUGCAUUUAGGAUGAGGCACAAGGCUUUUGACAUUUUUGGACUAUUCUUUAGAAUAACAUGAAAUCUUGGAACGUUUUCAUCAAAGAAGGAGACCUAGAAGAAACUUUUCCCAUUAAUUGCUCAUUUGAAUUCCUAGAAUUUUUUUCUAGAAUUGUGUAUAGAAAAUGCUUUGGUAGUAGAGUAUUAGAGAAACACAAGAAAUUAGGACUAUAGUAUGCUAAAGUAAUGAACUGCUUUAGGUUCCUCCAUUUCUUUUAUGGUUAAAUGAAUAGUACAGUAAUACUUCAGUCUUUGCUAAGCACAUUAAAGUAGUCUAUCAGUUUUGAUUUUUUUUUUUUUUAAAAAAAGCAUUCUAAAAUUCCUGAUAGCAUUUUUUUGUUAGGGUAAGAGAGUAUGAGGUUUCUACAUUGUUAGUAUACUAGUACAGUGAUUUUAGGCUAGCAUGUUUGAAAAACAUUAAUAUUAUUGUUUUCAUUGCUCAGUUGUAUUUGUCUAGAUUUUAUGUAAUUAUUUUAGGAGAAAUAGUAUUUAUUCAACUGGAAAUAACUUGCUAAUAAUAAAACCCAUGGCAUCUAAUGAAUACAAUAAAAAAUCAAAAGUAAAAUUUAUGUAAGGUGAAAUUUAUCUUGGUAAUCUGAUUUCUGUUCUUCUCUUCCUUUCUUUUAAGCACUAUACUAUUACUAUUAGAUUAUGUUGAACUAGGGAAAAUUCUGUUUGUAGUAUUGUUAUGAUACUCUAGGAUAUUAAACUGAUAAUGUAAAUUUUGUUGAUUCUGUAUAUUUACUAGAUCUAAAAAGCUUAUACCUUUAUUUAUAUUUAAUUAUAUACAGUUUACUCAAGAUGUAAACUUAACUGUAGUAUGUUUUAGUAUGCUUAUUUUAGACAUAGAGAUCUUUUGGCUUUCAGUUUCCCUUUUUUAAAAUACUUUCACUGAAUAGUUUUAUAUCAUUACUUAAUAAUGACAUUCUUACUCAUCUAAUGGAUUUGUUCACCAAUGGUAAAUAAACAGUAUUUACUGAAUAUGAGCUACUUCAGUGCGUACUGUAUAUGAGCUAUUUUCUCCUAGGUGGUUAUUAUUUAAUUGAAGUUCAUUCAUUGAGCCACUGGGUUGAGUUUGGGAUCUUUGUUCCUUAAAAUAAGUUGGCCAUUUUCCUUAAGACAGAAAAAUCUUGUAAAAACUUCUUUGUUUAAAUAAGUUCAAAGACAAAUUGUCUAUUUUAACAAAUUUCCUUUGGGCAAGUUUUAUAGUCUAUAGUGAGUAUUGAUGUGUUAGCAAGGCAGAUUUUUUUGUUUUGUUAUUGUAAAAAGAAUAAAAUAUAAAGAAUCUAAAUGAA